AUGACGAAGAGCUUUGUGGAGAACAAUUCUGCUGCCAACGCCACCGCUGCUGAAACAUCCACCAACCAGACAGAACUUCAGACAGAAGCACCAGAGCAGCCGGACCCCUCCAGGAUCGAGGUGGUCUCAGUGACGGAGGAAGACCUCCCCACCGUCGAAACCCCCAACACGGUGAACGUCAGCCCCCUGGGAAGCUUUGCCGCCGACCCCCAAUCAGAGAACGAGUCCACCAAACCUGAAGAGCCCCAUCGUCCAGCUGCACCCAGCCCGGCCAUGCCCAUCACCAAGGUGCAGCCCUUUCUGAAUGACGACGACUUGGAUAAAAGCUGGAAGAGCCGGGUGCUCGCCCAUCGGCUGGAGCUGCUCAUCGCUUCGGGCGUCAUCGUGCUCGUCGCUCUCGUUCUCGGCAUCGGCCUCGGAGUCGGUCUGAGCUGUGUGGGGAAGUUUCGUUGCGGUUCGACGUCUCGAUGCAUCAGCAGCUCGUCUCGGUGUGACGGAGAAAUUCACUGUGAGAACGGAGAGGACGAGCUCGGCUGUGUGCGUCUCAGUGGGAGGAGCUCGGUCCUGCAGGUCCAGAUGGGAGGCGUGUGGAGGACGGUCUGCUCCGAGGACUGGAACAACUGGCUGGGCGUCUCAGCCUGCAAACAGCUGGGAUACUCCAGGUACGUGGAGUCGUUCUUCGUCUCUCUGACCGCCGUUGAACCCGAGCUGCAGUACAACCUGGUAUCCAUCAACCUGAGCCAGCCGCAGAUCAUCAAACUCCAGAACGCCACGACCUCCAGUAAGAGUCAGUGCAGCUCGGGGAAGGUGACGACUCUCAAAUGUUUGGCGUGCGGCUCCAGGCCUCAGUACAGCACUCGUAUCGUCGGGGGCAACGCCUCCAAGCCGGGUCAGUUCCCCUGGCAGGUCAGCCUCCACUUCAGCAGCGAGCAUCUGUGUGGAGGCUCCAUCAUCACGUCCCGCUGGGUGCUCACCGCGGCGCACUGCGUCUACGGGUUUGCGGAGGCGUCCAUGUGGUCGGUCCACGCUGGUCAGACGGAGCAGCCGGUACACGGAGCUCAGUCUCUGUCUGUGGAGCGGAUCAUUUAUCACGCUGGCUACCGACCCAAAGGACUCGACUACGACAUCGCUCUGAUGAAGCUCACCAAGCCGCUCGUCUUUAACGGCUUCGUGGAGCCCAUCUGUCUGCCCAACCACGGCGAGGAGUUCGAGGAGGGCACCAUGUGCUGGAUCUCUGGGUGGGGGGCGACCGAGGACGAAGGAGAGACCAGCGUGGUGCUGCGCUCCGCCAUGGUGCCGCUCCUCUCCACAAAGACCUGCAACCAGCCGGAGGUCUAUCAGGGCUUCAUCUCCUCCUGGAUGAUCUGUGCCGGGUUCCUGGAGGGAGGAACCGACUCCUGCCAGGGUGACAGCGGCGGCCCCCUGGCCUGUGAGGACUCGUCUGUGUGGAAGCUGGUGGGAGCGACCAGCUGGGGGAUCGGCUGCGCCAUCAGGAACAAGCCGGGCGUCUACACCCGGAUCACACGCUCGCUCAGCUGGGUCCGCCAGCAGAUGGAGAGAGAAGAGGCUCUCAGCUCAGACAACUGA
Molecule: messenger RNA, 1587 nt
Organism: Scomber japonicus (chub mackerel)
Lineage: Eukaryota; Metazoa; Chordata; Actinopteri; Scombriformes; Scombridae
Gene: tmprss3a
Product: transmembrane serine protease 3a
Exons: 14
Coding region: 1-1587 (528 amino acids)
Biological process (GO): proteolysis
Cellular component (GO): membrane
Molecular function (GO): serine-type endopeptidase activity; protein binding
Source: RefSeq, a predicted model, not a curated record